Molecule: messenger RNA, 1320 nt
Organism: Adineta steineri
Lineage: Eukaryota; Metazoa; Rotifera; Eurotatoria; Adinetida; Adinetidae
Source: the annotation of a GenBank genome assembly
AUGCAACAUCUCGUUGAAGCAUUAGAAAACAACAAGUCACUUCUUCGACUGAGUCUACUAUAUACUCCGAUUGGCGAACGUGGCUUAGAAUAUCUAGCAAAUGCAUUAAAAAUUAAUAAAACACUAACAGAAUUGGAACUAUCUCACAAUGGACUGGGCGGUGGUGGCGGACAACAUAUCGGGAAUAUAUUGCGAUACAAUAACACACUAAUAGAAUUAAGUUCUACAAAUAAUCCCAUUCAUCCCAAUGGAGUCAAAUAUAUAGCUGAUGGAUUAGCAGUGAAUAAUACAUUAGUAACACUUCAUUUGGGAUAUAAUAAAAUUGAUUGUCAAGGUGUAAUUUGUUUAGUCAAAGCACUAGAGAAGAAUCAUUCUCUGACUAGUUUGAAUCUUUUUUCAAGCCACAUCCAAAAUGAAGGAAUGCAAUAUUUAUCAGAUACAUUAAAACAUAAUCAAACACUUACUACAUUAAUUAUCCCGGGUACUGGAAUUGAUGCUGAUGGCGCACAAUAUGUUGCUGAUGCUUUACAAAAUAAUAAUACACUUACGAUGCUGAAUUUAUCUAGUAAUCCAAUCAGAAAUCAAGGAGUGCAGUAUUUAGCUAAAGCACUGGAAAAUAAUACUACACUAACAACAUUGUAUAUCAAUGCAAUAUCGAUGAGUGUUGAAGGAGUAAAUGCACUUACGAGUGGUUUACGAAAUAAUCGAGGACUGAAGAUACUCAAUCUUGAAAAAUCUGGUAUGGAAAGCGAUGGUGUACAAUAUCUAUGCAAUGCAUUACAAUAUAAUCAUACACUUACCACUCUCAAUAUUGGUGUUAAUAGAUUUGGUCCUGAUCCAAUGCAAAAUUUAGCUAAUGCAUUAAUAUAUAACAAAACACUCACCACCAUUUCUCUUGUUCUCAAUUGGAUUGGUCCCACGGGAGCACAAUAUUUAGCUAAAGCCCUAGAAACUAAUAGUACAUUAACGACACUAAUACUUACUCUGAACGGAAUCGGUGUUGAAGGAGCUAAGCAUAUAGCUAAUACAUUAGUGCAUAAUAAGAGUUUAACAACGUUAGAUCUUGCAUCGAACAAGAUCGGAACAGAAGGAACUCGAUAUAUAGCUAAUGCAUUAUUGAAUAACAAGACACUGAAGACAUUAUCAUUUGGAAACAACGACAUUGGUUUAGAAGGAGCUAAAUGUUUAGUGAAUGCAUUACUUAGCAACGAAACACUUGCAAUGUUGAAAUUUUCAGAACGAGAUGCUUCUGCAGAUGGUUCCCAAUAUUUAGAUGACAUGUCACUCUAUUUAACCGCAAAUGUGACAUGGAGUAAAUAA